Gadus morhua (Atlantic cod) is the source of this 7857-nucleotide messenger RNA. Its product is annotated as membrane-associated guanylate kinase, WW and PDZ domain-containing protein 1. The record is from RefSeq and is a predicted model, not a curated record. NCBI's taxonomy places the organism in Eukaryota, Metazoa, Chordata, Actinopteri, Gadiformes, Gadidae. The coding region runs from base 487 to 5391 and encodes 1634 amino acids. Gene Ontology annotation, biological process: signal transduction. Gene Ontology annotation, cellular component: cell-cell junction; cytoplasm. The transcript is spliced from 23 exons. Gene Ontology annotation, molecular function: protein binding.
CCAGAACAAGUAGGAUGAACUGUCAAGUUACCUGCUUAAAGGCGCCGCGGUCGAGUCUGUGUGUGCGUGUGUGUGCGUGUGGCGGUGUUUGUGUGUGGGAACGGGAAUGCCAACCGGACAGCCACGAUGUGAACGGUUUUACGAUUACAAAGUUAAGGAAACAUAGUGCGAGACUAUAAAUAGAAACAUAAAUCGUUGGACUAGUUUGUGGAGUAGAUUGAAUUAAGAUGUAAAUUCAGGAAAAACAACUGAAGUCGCCUCGACCGUGACUUUGAGUCAAUGGGAUACCUGCAUCUCAAACUCUUUGGAAGUAUGCCGUGGUUAAGAAGAAGAGUGAAACUGUUCCCGUUUGGAUUUAUGACUGAGCGACCUGAGACCUUUGGAGAUUCAUAAUUUGAAGCGUGUGUUUGUUGAUGUUGUUUUGUUGUUGUUUUUAAAUGCCAUUCCAGGAAACGAUCAGAUUUCGUUUGGGUCCAGAUCACCAACAUGUCAAAAGUAAUUCAGAAAAAGAACCACUGGAUUACAAAAGUAAACGAGUGCGCAGUUAGACGAGACGGAGUAGGGCGGCUGCAUGUGGAGCUGGACGGGGGAGCAGAGAAUGGAGAGUUUUCAUACAUUGGACACGUACGAGAGGAUGCUGUCGUUUUUCAGAGAGGGAAACUCCACGAAGGAGAAUUACUUUUGGAAGUUGGGGGUCAACCUGUACCGGGUUUACCCACCUAUGACAUAUUGACUAUGAUUGAGAGCUGCAAGGGAGCUGUCAGUUUGAAAACUGUCCGCCAAGGGAACAAGCUGAACAAGGACCUGAAGCGCUACCUGGGCCUGCGCUUCCAGAAGUCCUCCCCGGACCAUGAGCUGCAGCAGAACAUCCGGGCCAACCUGUACCGCCACGCCGUGCCUUGUACGACCCGCCCUCCUCGUCACGGAGAGGUCUCUGGGGUCGAUUACAACUUCCUGUCGGUCCAAGACUUCCUGGAGCUUGAUGAGACUGGGACGCUUCUGGAGAUAGGAACGUAUGAAGGUAACUAUUAUGGGACCCCCAAGCCGCCCAGGCAGCCCCUUAUUGGGGCGCUGAUUCUGGGUGAUGCGGGCCCCCAGCCGUCAACCCCCAAGCGCACCAGGUCCUACCAUGACAUGCAACACGCCCGCGUAGCGCCCGAUGACCACGACGAUGACGACCUGGCCUCGGAAAUGAACAACAGUUUUACAGGAACCUUAGUGCGUAGCUUCUUCCCCUCUCCCCUGCUGUGCACAGGUAACCCUACUGACCCGGACGAGAGCCGCGGCGGCGUGCUGCGCCCGUACCCGGCCCGGGAGAACGCUCCCUCCUACGGUCUGAACAAUGCCCCAACCUCCACCGCCGACAGCGGCCAGCAGACCCUGGCCGAGCCCCAGGCCUCGCCCGAGGACCCCCUCGGGCCUCUGCCAGACAACUGGGAGAUGGCCUACACGGAGAACGGAGAGCUCUACUUCAUAGAUCAUAACACAAAGACCACAUCGUGGCUGGAUCCCAGAGACAAGGCCUCCAAACCUCUGGAAGAGUGUGAUGACGAUGCAUCCUUUCUUCAACUUGGAGAAGAAGGGAUUCAAACUGAGGACCUGGAGAGUGAUAUAGAGCUGCCUCCAGGAUGGGAGAGGAUAGACGACCCUGUGUACGGCGUCUAUUAUGUGGAUCACAUCAACAGGAAGACCCAGUACGAGAACCCGGUGAUGGAGGGCCGCCGGCGGGGCCACCUGGAGCACCAGCACCAGCCGCAGCCUCCUGAAGGUGAGCGGUACAUUCGAGAGUGGAUAGAGGAGCACGCCUCGGUGGGGGCCCCUCUGGCUAACUUUAACCCCAACCACCUGGAAACGUACCGAGACCCCCAGGUCCCCCCUCCAUUACCCCCGGGCCCCGGAGCCGCCAAGAGAGGGAAGCCGUUCUUCACGCGGAACCCUGCCGAGCUGAAGGGGACCUUCAUCAACACCAAGCUGAAGAAGAGCCGCCGUGGGUUCGGCUUCACCGUCGUCGGGGGCGACGAGCCAGACGAGUUCCUGCAGAUCAAGAGUCUGGUGCUGGACGGGCCCGCGGCUGUAGAUGGCAAGAUGGAGACAGGUGACGUGAUCGUGAGCGUGAACGACACCAUCGUGCUGGGCUACACCCACGCCCAGGUGGUGAAGAUCUUCCAGUCCAUCCCCAUCGGCUCCAUGGUGGACCUGGCGCUGUGCCGCGGCUACCCGCUGCCCUUCGACCCCGACGACCCCAACACCAGCCUGGUGACCUCGGUGGCCAUCCUGGACAAGGAGCCCAUCAUCGUCAACGGGGGCCAGGAGGCGUACGACUCGCCCUCGGGCCACGGCGGCCAGGGGGGCCCGAACAACGGCAUGCGGGACCCCCGGCCACACAGCCCGUCGGGGGACGCGGCGUCCAACGGCUCGCACGGCGGCUACCCCAGCGACGUGCAGAGCCUGGCGUCGUCCAUCGCCACGCAGCCGGAGCUCAUCACGGUGCACAUGGAGAAGGGCGACAAGGGCUUCGGGUUCACCAUCGCCGACAGCCUGACGGGCGGGGGCCAGCGGGUCAAGCAGAUCGUGGACUACCCGCGCUGCCGGGGACUGCGCGAGGGCGACAUCCUGAUGGAGGUGAACAAGAGGAACGUGCAGAACAUGAGCCACAACCAGGUGGUGGACCUGCUGAGCAAGUGUCCCCGGGGCAGCGAGGUCACCAUGCUGGUGCAGAGAGGAGUGGUGCCCGCCAAGCGCAGUCCAAAACUGGUGCAGUUGGAGAGGAAAGACAGCCAGAAUAGCUCCCAGCACAGCGUGUGCAGCCACCGUAGCACCCACACCGACUCCCCCAGCCACCCACCCAUGGUGAUGCCCGGUGAGGCAUUGGGUCCCACGCCCGCCGCCCCCACCCAGCCCCUGCCAUGCCUGCCCCCCCACGACCCCGCCGACGGCAACCUCACCCUGCAGAAGAAGCCAGACCCCUUCAAGAUCUGGGCUCAGUCCAGGAGCAUGUACGAGAGUCGACUGCCAGAUUCUCAGGAGCAGGACAUAUUCCUGUGGCGGAAGGAUACUGGUUUUGGCUUCCGCAUCCUUGGAGGAAAUGAGGCUGGCGAACCGAUCUACAUCGGCCACAUCGUGAAGUACGGUGCGGCGGACGAGGACGGGCGGCUGCGGUCGGGCGACGAGCUGACCUGCGUGGACGGCACGGCGGUGGUGGGCAAGUCCCACCAGCUGGUGGUGCAGCUGAUGCAGCAGGCGGCCAAGCAGGGCCACGUCAACCUCACCGUGCGGCGCAAGACCUCCGCCUACGGAGUGUCCAAGGGGGAGGGCGACGUGCCCCCGUCCCCGGCCUCCUCCCACCACAGCAGCACCCAGGCCCCCAGCCUGACGGAGGGCAAGCGCACGCCGCAGGGCAGCCAGAACUCCCUGAACACGGUGAGCUCGGGUAGCGGCUCAACCAGCGGCAUCGGCAGCGGCGGCGGCGGGGGCAGCGGCAGCGCCGUGGUGCCGGCCAGCCUGCAGCCCUACGACGUGGAGAUCCAGCGCGGCGAGAACGAGGGCUUCGGCUUCGUCAUCGUGUCGUCCGUGUCCCGGCCCGACGCCGGCACCACCUUCGCGGGAAAUGCUUGUGUGGCCAUGCCCCACAAAAUAGGCCGCAUCAUCGAGGGCAGCCCGGCGGACCGCUGCGGGAAGCUGAAGGUGGGCGACCGCAUCCUGUCUGUCAAUGCCUGCUCCAUCACCAACAAGUCCCACUCGGACAUCGUCAACCUCAUCAAGGAGGCCGGGAACACCGUCUCGCUCCGGAUCAUCCCAGGUGACGAGUCAUCGAACGCCUCUCUGCUGACAAACGCAGAGAAGAUCGCCACCAUCACCACUACUCACAACCCCCAGACAGAGACCAGAAAUAACUCAAAGUCUAAAGGAGCGCCACCGCCUCCACCAUCACAGGCUCAGUCCACACAAGACGCUGAGUUCUACUCGGUGGACCUGGAGCGGGACAGCAAAGGCUUUGGGUUCAGCCUGCGGGGGGGCCGGGAGUACAGCAUGGACCUGUACGUGCUGCGGCUGGCCGAGGACGGGGCGGCCGUCCGGAACGGCAAGAUGAGGGUAGGGGACGAGAUCCUGGAGAUCAACGGUGAGAGCACAAAGAACAUGAAGCACGCGCGCGCCAUCGAGCUGAUCAAGAACGGCGGCCGGUGGGCGCGGCUCGUCCUCAAGCGGGGCGACGGAUCCGUGCCAGAAUACGACGGCAGCAAUGACGGGUACCCUCCCACACCCGGGGCACAAGACUCUGCGGAAGUGAGACAUCUGCCGCCCAAGAGCCGAUAUCACACCUCAUUGGAGUCCAGCUAUCCACCAGACCUUCACACACCAUCACGCCAGGAGGAGGCGGUGCGCGGGCGAGACAGAGACCGGGCCGGGGCGGACCGGAUGGACUAUGAGGGCCGGCAGUUCCCCCCCCACCAUCAUCACACCUGGAACAACAACAACCACAGCAAAAGUACUCCCAGACAACCGUCUCCCGACAACCAGAGCAGCGGCGGCGGCAAGAAGGGCCGAGGGCGCAAGGUGAAGAAAUCAGAGUCGGAGAGCGGCAUCUCCAAGCUGCUGAAGACCCUGAGGAAGGACAGCUCGGGGAAGAAGGCGGCCGAGAAGGAGCGGGGGAGGGAGCGCGCCACCAGCCACAGCAGCAGCUCCACCCUCGACCCGAGGACGGCGCAGCCCCAGCGGCGCGGCUCCCUGGACCGCUCGCCCACCCGGAAGCGCAACUCCUCCCCCGACCGCCGGCGGGCCAAGUCCAUGGACCGGCGGGCGGAGCGGGCGCCGCCGCGCGACCGCACGCCUGAGCGCGAGAACGAGCACGACGACGGCGGCUUCCUCAGCGUCACGCCCGACCGCAAGUCGUACGAGCGCCGCCUGCUGCAGGACCCGCAGACGCCCCGCCGCGGUAGCGGCGGCGGUGGUGGUGGCGGCAGCGCGGCCGGCACCCCCGAGCGCGCCAACAACAACAACAACCACCACCACGCCGCCGACUCGCUGUCCCUCCUCAGGGGCCGCACGCCCGACAGAGCCGCCAUGAACAACGGCAACUUCCUGAGGGACUCCUCCCCACAGCGGGGCCUGGCCAACGGGACGCCAGAGAGGCGGUAUCGUACGGAGCGCGACUCCUCGCCGGAGAGCAACUAUAGCCGGGAGGAGGUGAACUACGCGCCGGUGGUGGCGGGGGGCCCCAGGCUCAAGGACUACUACAGCAUGAUGAAGAACAACGCUGGCCACAACAACGCGGGCCACUUCAACGCCACCGGCCACAACAAUAACACGCUGGGCCCGGGCCAGGGCCAAGGCCAGCUCCCUGAGCCCAAGAGACGGCUGUACAAGGAGAGUCCCAAAGACCUGAGUAUCUAGAGCCGGAAAACAGAGAGCCCUCUCCCCUCGCGCCCCUCUCUCCCCUCCCUCCCUCCCUCCCUCCCUCCCUCCCUCCCCCCGUCUUAUGUGUGGAAACCUAUGUACUAUACACUGGAAGUGAACUUAAACUGAGGACACAAAACUCCUUGUGAAUGGUUGGAUCCAUUGGUUGAGUAAUAGUCGAUUGAUUGAGUUAGCUGACUUAAGUCCUUGUGAUCCCAGCUAGAGAAUCAAUUAAAGAAAAAAAAUAUGAAAAAACUGCAGGAGUACGGCGCUUUGGGUUUCAUUCUGGUUGUUACGUUAUUGUUCUAGUUACUUUGAGCAUAAGAGAGGUUGUUGUAUACUGUAGUUCCGGUAUUGUAUGUGCCUGCAUAUGAAUAAUCAGUGAUGUUGCUUUUUACAGGCAUUUCUGAUCUCUAAAAUAUGUGUUUCCUCAGAGGUUUGAAGCAUUCUUCCAACGUUGGUGACUUGUUCAUCCAACACACAGGCUACUUUUCAAUGUAUUUGUCUUUUCCACUCCUGAGUUGCUUUAUUAAAUGAACAAUAGCACAAGACACUGAGGGUUCACAAGAGUUGGCAACGUGUUACUGGACAUUUAGGCAAAGUAUAAGGGAAGAUUCUGAUUCACAAAGUGACAAAUAUAAUGUAAUAUAUCCCCCCUCCCUACCAUUUGUUCACUAUUUAUUUUUUGAUCGGUUAAAAUUCAAAGGAGUAAGACUUGUAAAUGUUAUUUUUUCACUAUGUUUAAUUUCCGGGUUCAGAAAGUACAAAUUCUCACCAUUAUUUUGAGUAAUCCUUAGAGGAACAAAAUAACGAAGGAAAUGCAGUUGUCUCAAUGCAUGACUGGAGCAGAAGCAUGUCAGGGCUUUUACUUUCUGAACGUGGUAAAGGUCCUCGUCCAACCACACUUUUGAAACUCUCUGGUAACACCCUACUAAAUAUGCUUGGACACUUGAUGGUGUGGCAGCUAGCCCUCAUUCCCUAAACAUCCCCUAAACAUCCCCUAAACAUCCACGCACUGUAUUUCAGAGAAAGGUCAUUUAGACCUACCAAUACCCAGGAGUUAUUGAUCUCCCCCUCUCAAUUAACCACAACCCUGCUACAGGCUGAUCUCCACCACGUAUCAUGCUGCACACAGAUACUAUGUGCACAUAGAGAUUCAUCCAUGUAACUGUAACCAGUUCCAAUUGGUGUAACAACACCGACAUGGAGAGGACACCAGGUGAACUAACUUUGAUUUGAUUCGAUUAGAUUCAACGACAGAAAACAUUGCAUCGUCAAACGAGUCCUCUCCGUCCAAGAUGCAUGUGUGGCUGAGAAUAGCUACGUACUCAUCUCAUCCCAAGCAUUCCCACAGAUAUGGCGGUCACACCUCGCUCUAAACAAACCGGCGUCCGUCUGUCCGUCCGUUCGUCCAUCCGUCUCCCCCGGGUAUUGCGGUGGUGGGUCAUGGGACGGGGGUCAACUGUGGUCCGUUGCGGUACACAAGUCAGCUGAUCUGCCCACCUGAGCCAUUCUGUCACAGCACUGGAGUCUGACUGCUGCUUUGAUAACGUGUUUUAUGUGUGUAUUCUCUGUUUUAUGUUUCACUAAAGAACUAAAAAGAUAUUGGAUAGCCACAAACAAAAUGCAUUGUUUUAUCACUGUUGUCGUCAUGGUACUGUAUUUAAGAAGAAGAAGAAACAGAAGAAGAAGAUGAUGAUGAGGAAGAUAAAAAAGAAGAAACAUGUAGGAUGUUAAAAACCUGUUGGCCAUAACGUAAAAAUAAUUUUAAUGUGUAACUAAUAGGAACCUGCUAAGGAUUAAAAUGUUGCCUUUUUCUUGUACAAAAGAGAAAUUUAUGGGGAUCCUCAGCAGUGAGGAAUGUGAUGGUGUGUUUAUAUUACUGACAUGGACCUGGUGAUUCAAGGGGAGGUAUGUUCAUUUACUCUGAAUCAGGUAUAAAUAGACUAAAAUGGAAGACUGUAUUUGGUUGAUCAGAAGCUGUUUGAUGGUUUGAAUCUCUCUCUCUCUCUCUCUCUCUCUCUCUCUCUCUCUCUCUCUCGCUCUCUCUCUCUCUCUCUCUCUCUCUCUCUCUCUCUCUAUCUCUCUCUCUCUCUCUCUACGGUUAGCCUGCCUUUGUAUUAUAGAGCACUUGUAUGCAGUCUGUUUUCUUUAAGCAUUAUUUCUUGCAAUGUGCUCCAGGCACAUAAUGCUGUCUCUGUGUUGAUAAAAAGCAGUACAUGUAUAUGGGCCAAUCUUUUUAUUUUAUUUUAUAAAACUAUGCAUAUAUAAAUACUACAUUGUUCAUAGCUUUAUUUGACCCAUGAAGCUAUACAUAACAUUAGUCUAAGUACAAGUAGAUGUGGAAUUAUCCAAUAAAGCUUCUUUCCUUGAAAUGGAUCACACACUGUAUAUGUAGCUAUCAAAGGAAGUCUGUGAAUGCUAUUUUUAUUAUCAAAUAAAGUUUUCCAUACAAAUUCAAAA